AUGGCAUCUCCCCCAAUAGUCAACUUCAUCACGGGCAACGCCAACAAGCUGCGCGAGGUCAAGCACAUUCUGGAGCCCGCCAUCACGGUCAACUCGCAGAGCGUCGACCUGCCCGAGCUGCAGGGCACCGUCGAGGAGGUGACGCUGGAAAAGUGCCGCGUCGCCGCGCAGCAGGUCGGCGGCCCCGUGCUGGUCGAGGAUACCUGUCUUUGUUUUAAUGCCUUGGGGGGACUACCUGGUCCUUAUAUGUGA
Molecule: messenger RNA, 252 nt
Organism: Pestalotiopsis fici W106-1
Lineage: Eukaryota; Fungi; Ascomycota; Sordariomycetes; Amphisphaeriales; Sporocadaceae
Exons: 1
Coding region: 1-252 (83 amino acids)
Biological process (GO): nucleoside triphosphate catabolic process
Cellular component (GO): cytoplasm
Molecular function (GO): nucleoside triphosphate diphosphatase activity
Source: RefSeq, a predicted model, not a curated record